Molecule: messenger RNA, 1685 nt
Organism: Lytechinus variegatus (green sea urchin)
Lineage: Eukaryota; Metazoa; Echinodermata; Echinoidea; Temnopleuroida; Toxopneustidae
Gene: iqcg
Product: dynein regulatory complex protein 9-like
Exons: 10
Coding region: 172-1353 (393 amino acids)
Biological process (GO): sperm axoneme assembly; cilium organization
Cellular component (GO): sperm flagellum; cytoplasm
Molecular function (GO): protein binding
Source: RefSeq, a predicted model, not a curated record
GCCUUGGUUUGGAAGAGCUUGGAAACAACGUAAACAAGCAGGUAGAUUAGAAAGGCCUAACUUUGCUGGGAAAUCUCCCCCAAUUUCAUGGUGUAAAGAAUAACAGAUUGAGACCGAAUAGAUUCCAAGAUUUUACCAUUCGGAGCUGAGGAGCAGAAGAAGGGAGGCGAGAUGUCGGAGCUAACAUCUCUUGAUUCUGUGUACCUCAGCACAGUAUUAGCUGAUACAGUGGAUCAGCUGGCAGUGCUGGGGAAGAUUAUGCCGUCAACUUUUGAAGGAAGGCAGGAUGCAAAUGAGAUGGUCGGAGAUGAAAUCAGUCAGAUCCUUGACAGUCAAAAGAACCUGGAAUCCAAGUACGAGAAUCUGAUCCAGCAGAGGGCCGACCUUCGGGCGGGGCCAAAGCGGGAUGCGGGCCGUCUCCACGACAACAACCAGGAGAUCGGAUCUGUGGUGGGCGGUCUCCGGACUGCCAACCAGACGUUUGCCAAGAGCUUGAAGCAGAGUCCGUUGACAUCAGAUAAUCUUUACAAGAUGCAGGAUGAUAGACAAUUCCUUCAAGAUGUUCUGAGUGCAACAUUGGAUGAGAUGAAUCGACAAAAGAUGUUUUCAGCCCUUGUCCAGGCUGUUACCAUGGAGAAAGAUAAGAAGGCGGAGCUUCAAAACACUAUUCUCAAAGAAGAGGAGGGUCGCAAGAAAAUCAAAUCCCUCCAGAAGCAGAUCGCCACGGUGAGGGUCGAGAGAGAGGAGGAGACGCAACAACGGAACCAAAUGAUUGCUCAUUUGAAAGAUCAACUGCAGGAGAUGAAGGCUAAGACUAGUAUGGAAGGCAAAUAUGUACAGAAAGAUGCAGAGGUCGCAGUGGGUCAGAUGCAGAAAAGAUGCUACCUCACAGAGAAAGAGAUGAAGGAUGAAAUCGAGCUUCUAAAACAGAAAGUAGAUGAGGAACAGAGAGUUAACACAGAAAUAGAAACAUAUCUCAAGAGACAUCAAACUGAAAUGGAGGAGAAAGUUGAAUAUUGGAUGGAGAAGUAUGAUAAAGAUGUUGAAGCCAAGACGCAUGAACUAGAAGUCCUCAAGGCUUCAAAGGCUAAUGAUCUGGCAAGGCUUCAAGAACUCACUAAAUUGUACGUAGAAUAUGAGCAGGUGUGUGUUGAAGAUAGGAUAGAGAAAGAGAAAGCGAGACGAAAGGCAGAGCAGGAAGAAGAGGAGCUCAAGUCAUGUGUCUUGCUUCAGUCUUGGUGGAGGGGAGUGAUGGUCCGGAAGCAGCUGGGUCCAUACAGCAAGAAAAAGAAGAAGAAGGGGAAGAAAGGAAAGAAGGGGUCUGGAAAGAAGAAGGGGAAGAAAAAGAAGUAGAUCACUCAUUCGAUCCAAGCCAGAGCCUUAUCAAUUCUUUAUUUGUUUUGUUUUGUUUUCUUAUCACACCGCCUUUCUGUAAAUUUUGAUGUCAAUCUGACGAUGAACAUUUGCAGAUGUAUAGGGUGGAAGGUAUAACAGUGAUGACAUUAAACAUUCCAAAGGGUCAAUAUUCGCAUGCAAAAUAAAAAUUCUCCAAUUCCUAGUAAUGACUAUUGUUGGAUUCCCUUUAGUGACACCAAAUAAUACUUUGGUUUACUGAAACAUAAAUUGUAGUAAUGCAGGUUCGGGAGAAUGUGGAAAACAUGUCUUUGACCAGAAAAGCCGUUUUA